Messenger RNA from Xiphophorus maculatus (southern platyfish), 2622 nucleotides. RefSeq lists its product as uncharacterized. Bases 67 to 1212 code for a protein of 381 amino acids. The transcript has 11 exons. NCBI's taxonomy places the organism in Eukaryota, Metazoa, Chordata, Actinopteri, Cyprinodontiformes, Poeciliidae. The record is from RefSeq and is a predicted model, not a curated record.
CCAGGAAGUCAUUGGGUUUCAUUCAUUCUUGAUAUUGCAUGGACUUUUUCCGAGGUUCUUUUCAAAAUGCGUCGGAAACCAGAACCUCAGGCAGCAGGCAGUGAUCCCGUCAACGCGAAUAAAAAGGAACAGAGAGUGGAGCGGCCAGCUGACGCCUCAGCCAGGCAGUCCUACAGUUCCAUCCUCAUCAACUUCGGAAAGUGCUUGCUGCUGAUCGUGAUCGUUCCUCCGUUCCUCAACUAUGCAUCUCUGCAAAGAGAAGGACAGAUGCUCCUGCCAAAAGACGGGCAGAUGGUUGAUGUCGGUUUGGGUCAAAAGUUGCAUCUUUUGUGCAAAGGACGGGGAAAACCAGCCGUUAUACUGGAUGCACCAACAGGAAUGUCCUCAGACGUCUGGGUCCAUGUGCAGGAGAAACUUUCCUCCCUGACAAAGGUUUGUACAUAUGACAGGAUGGGACUGGGGUUCAGCAAGCGGCUCAUGCAAAACGAAACGACCGGGACGGAGAAAGUCUGGGGGGCGUCCACAACCGGACGGAUGGUGGACGAUCUGCACCGACUGCUGCAGGCUGCGGGGAUAGCCACCCCCUUCGUGCUGGUCGGCUCAGAGCUCGGAGCGCUCAACAGCCGGUUCUACAGCCACAUUCACGAUUCGCUGGUGUCAGACCUGGUGCUGAUAGAUCCCAUCCCAGAGGACGUUUUUGAAGAGGACCAAUGGAAGGAGUACUGGUACGGGAAGCUGCUGCCGUCACUCCAAGCCCGGCAGUUCUCGGCCGCCACCGGGCUGAGCCGCCUGCUGAUCAUCCUGGGCGCCGUUGAGCCGAUGCUGAAAGGAGAAAAUGUCUCGGAGGAAGUCAUCCAGCGGCAGAAGUACCUCCUCAGUAACCCCGCCCACCAGAGCAGCGCUGUGGACGAGCAUUACUUUAUGAACGAAAGCGUCGCUCAAGUCGGGGACAUCACAAAGUUUAAGCCACUCUCCAGCCGGAUAUCGGUGAGCAUGCUCACUGGGGAUUCCUUUGAUGAGCAAAUGCCUCAACACCUAAACCAAAUGGUCGCCGAACAUCAAAAGAGGUUCCUGAAGGAGUCCUACCCAUCGGCCAAUCACGUCCACAUAAAAGGAGCAGACCGGCGAAUGAUCUACAAGAAGCCAUCUGCCGUCAGCCAGCACCUGUGGAAGCUCGUCAGCCAGCGACAGGCCGGUCCGCAGAGCGAGUGACCCGCCAGAGAGGAAGCCGUCGCCGCGGAUACGGGGGCCGAGCAACGCCUGAAUAGGUUAUAGAUACCCACUAAAAAGUUCAGCCGGCUUGUUUUGCCGUUCUUCAUGGAGACCAUCUACACGCCGCGCUAAGGUUCAUCAGAAAGUCAAUUUCAGGGCCUAUUUCUGCUUCACUGGAAGCUUAUUUUUCUAUGAAAAAUGAAAAUGAUGAAGCAUUUUCUGUCUGUGAUUCAUCAAAUCUUCCCAUGUUGUUAUUUCAGGCUCUUUGUGAGAUUGGCCAGUGGCAAAAAAAAAAAAAAAAAAUGACUACAUGAAUCCUAUGGAGGGGAGGGGCGACACAUGCACCACGUCACCGUCCAACUUCUUCGUUUUCUUUCACAUUAUGGCCACAAAGCACUGGUGGCUUCAGUUCCUUUAGCUUCAUAUAUCAGAAUUCAUAUUCACACGCAUUAAACGUGGACUUUGAAUAUGUUCUUUUGAAAUCCAAAUCUUUUUAAUCAGCUUUCUUAAUCCAAAUAUGCUAAAAAAAAAUUUUAAAAAAGAGUAAAGACCACUGGUUUAUCCUGAGGAUUUAAGUUUAAUUAUGACACCACAUCAAAAUAAAAAUUUCCAACAGAUCUGGAAUUUAAUUCCAUCCAUAUACAUGCAUAGCAACAACGUUUUAAGAAACAUUUUCUCCCAUAAUCAGGACAUUGGAAUGAUCAUUUUACAUCAGUAUUCCCCACUGACCGCCCACCCGGCUUGUUCAUCAGCAAUAAACUUAAUUCUCGUACAGCGUCUUUUAGUUUUUUUGUCUUGUUUUUUUUUUUUUUUUUUUUUUAAAUGGGGUAACAAAUAAUUAUAUGCACAGUCCCCAUGUCAUAAUACUGCUUUCAGUAACAUUCCCUCAUUUACAAAGUAUUGCAUUGAGAGCAAAAUUUCAAAAAGGGAGACCAAAGUGUAUCAUCGAACAGAAAUACGAGUACUAUACAAGAAUGUCGUCAUCCUCAUGAAAACAUCCACAUCCGAGUUGAACGAAAGAGACAAGGACAAACAGCCACAUAUGUAUGCAAAGCCAUGUAUGUAUGCCAAAAUGUGAGAUGCAGCGCUGAGCCUGGCACUCGCCUCCAAACGGUGGGUUUGUAAGUCACUAGCAGUAAUCUGCAGGAGACAUUUUGAGCAUACGGAAACUGGUACAGCAAAUAAGAAUACACAAGUGCCUCAGUAGCUAUUUUUGAGUCUAAAAUGCAUCUCGUUUUUGUUUAUUGUUUCGUUUUGAGCCUACAUUACAGUGUAAACAAUAUGUGUGCUACACAAGAAUGACUAUACAAUAACAUUACAAACAACUCUGAUAUAAAUUUCAUUUUGAAUUUAAAUUAAGAUCACUACUCCUAAUAAUACUGAUUGUAAAAUAAAUUAAUGUGAACGUGG